Lachancea sp. 'fantastica' is the source of this 2169-nucleotide messenger RNA. Lineage: Eukaryota; Fungi; Ascomycota; Saccharomycetes; Saccharomycetales; Saccharomycetaceae. The record is from the annotation of a GenBank genome assembly.
AUGAACAGCGAAGCUCCAAGAACACCCACUAAGUCGAGUCCUGGCGCUGUAGAAGAGAAUGAGUCAAAAAUCCCGUCUCCAAGUGCCACGGGAUCUCCCAAAUAUCGCAAGAGAACUUCAUCACCGAAACAGCUGCCUGUUAGUGCGUCUGAGCAUCAAAGCAUAAUAUCGCAUACCAAGAAGCAUAAAAAUGAGUUUCCUCCGGCUACUGAUGGCAAUCGUAAGGGUUCGGCUCACAAUGGAGACGAAACUCAAGGACCAGAAAGCUCCUCACAUAUGACAGCCUUUUACAAAGAGAAUAUUCGAAUCUUAAAUGAACUACAGGAUUUGAUGUUUCAAAAGAAGGCAAGGUUGGAUACUCUCAAAGAUGAACUCACGGAGAAUAAGAGCGGACUCAGAGCCCUGUUGUUGAAAGCCGAAACCUACAAGGAGGAAAAAUACGUCAAGUCUCAGCAACUCAAGCUAAAGAUCAACGAUGAGAAGAAGCUCCGCGACGAGCACAACACCAAAAUAAAGUUCAUAGCGAAAAACCAUGAGUUAGAGGUCCAGCAGCUAAGAGCAAAAAGUGUCGCAGAGAUGAAUCGAAGGGAAAAUAGCUACAGACAGAAAAUUGAAGAGCUUCGAUAUUCCAAAAUUAAACAAUUACAAGAGAAUCGUGAUAAACUGCGAAGUGAAAUUUCCGCUCUAGAUUUCCAGAUAUCAAACAACGAGUCUACGCUGCGUGAAGCUCUCAACGAGUGCGAGCAAAAACACAAACUUAACAAGGAGAAGGCAUUACGUCACCAUCAGGAGGAGCUUAGUGGUCUUUUAGAGAAAAACAGAAAACAGACUGCAGACAAUGAUGUUUUGCGGACUUCAUUGGAUGAAAAACUCAAAGUAGACUUCAGGGCAAAGGUGAGAGAUGCCGAACGUUUAAAUUCUCAUUUGCAAGAACUCGAACAAAAGUUAGAGGCAGUCCGCUCCGAAAAUGCAAAAAUAAAAACUGAUACCGAAACCUGUAGCCGUGGCUCGAUAGACUCUUUGGCCAAACGAGAUGAAUUAGAAAAGUUCAUCUCCGCGUCCAAAUCAGAACUAGCGGAGAUCAAAGAAAUUUUAAUGAAAGAAGAGACCAUGAGGAGGAAUUUGAAUAAUGAGCUGCAAGAGUUGCGGGGCAACAUACGCGUUUUCUGUAGACUGCGACCUAAAUUGAGUCAAGAACUUGAUGAAGUGUCCAACAUUCAGAUAGAAGAUUUCAAUGACGACGGCGCUACGCAGCGAAUGCACAUUCGACGAGACUCAAAAGCUCAUACUUUCACUUUUGACAAGAUUUUUGGAGAGCACGACUCCAACAAGAACGUUUUUGAAGAGAUAGGGCAACUUAUACAAAGUUCCUUAGAUGGAUACAAUGUGUGCAUUUUUGCUUUCGGCCAGACGGGCUCUGGUAAAACAUAUACAAUGCUCAAUCCAUCAGACGGUAUCAUACCAUCAACUUUAAACCACAUUUUCCUCUGGGUCGAAAAAUUGAAAAGUCUUGGAUGGUCUUACGACAUUUCCGGACAAUUUAUUGAAAUCUACAACGAGAAUCUUAGAGAUUUAUUGAAGGGCCAGGACGGGGAGUAUGAGGACACUAGUGAUGGCGCGAAGUUGGAAAUUAGACAUGACGUCGAAAACUGUACGACCCACCUUGUUAAUGCAACGACUUGCAAGUUUACAACUCAGGAAAUGGCAAGCGGUGUACUCUCGCGGGCGUUGAAAAUGCGCUCAACAGCAGCUACCAAGGCAAAUUCACGGUCUUCAAGAUCGCAUAGCGUUUUCAUUAUCAAACUUCGAGGCCACAACUCCAAGUCCGGCGAGCAUUCUAUGGGAACACUCAAUUUAGUAGAUCUGGCUGGCUCAGAACGAAUAAAUUCCUCGCAACCGGAGGCUGAGCGACUACGAGAAACUCAAAAUAUUAAUAAAUCAUUGAGUUGUCUAGGUGAUGUUAUACAUGCUUUGGGUACUAAAGACGCCCUGAAGAGGCACAUUCCUUUCCGGAAUUCUAAAUUGACCUACUUGUUACAGUACUCAUUGAUUGGAGACUCCAAGACGCUCAUGUUCGUUAAUGUUUCCCCUUCUUUAAGGAAUCUACCUGAAACUUUGAACUCUCUGCGAUUUGCUGCCAAAGUGAACUCCACGAAAAUGAUGAAAUGA